Cryptococcus amylolentus CBS 6039 is the source of this 792-nucleotide messenger RNA. RefSeq lists its product as hypothetical. The record is from RefSeq and is a predicted model, not a curated record. Lineage: Eukaryota; Fungi; Basidiomycota; Tremellomycetes; Tremellales; Cryptococcaceae. Bases 1 to 792 code for a protein of 263 amino acids. The transcript is spliced from 3 exons.
AUGCCCUCCCUAGAUCCUGAAGCGCAACACCUCUCACCAAGAGAUUUUGACCUCGACCCCGAUCUCAAUGACGACGGUCCCACCGCAGUCCCAUCUCGUUCACCCUACCACUUGCCUCGGAGUGAACAACUGCGCGGUGUAGCCAACAGAAUACUGUUCAGUCGGUAUUAUAUUUUGUUCUAUGGGGCUAUGAUGGGGCUAAGUUUGGCGACGCUGGUGCUCAGCCUUAUAGCGACGCACAAGGGCGACUGUCCACCGAUCGCAUGGCAUAUUAUUGAGGUCAUACUCAACGGCUUGAUGGUCCUCGAGGUGACAACGAGGUGGUUUGCGAACGGCAAGAAAUUUCCCAUAACAUUCCUCAACAUUGUCGACCUCGCCCUGUUGGCAUUCUGCCUCUUCACCCUCCUCCUCGUCUUCUUCUCUCCUUGCUCCUCAUCCACCCGCUCAGAAGAGAUAUUCGACACCAUCCUCCUGGUCGGACGAAAUGCCAUCCAAUUCCUCCGUCUUGGCGCGAUUCUCAGACGGUCGGGGCAUUCGUGGAUGAAUCCGCCCAAAGCAAUCGAUCUCAGCCGAGCUAGAGAGGUGGACUUUGAUUGGGAGGAUGAAGAGGAUACGGAGAGGCGGGUUAAUGAGGGCGGACUUGGAGGGAGGAGCUUGGUAGGGAGUGGAGGGGGGCGAGGAGGGUAUGGUAGAGUGUCACAGGAGGAGAGGAGAGUGGGGACCGGGGUGCAGAACAAUGUGGGAAGGGAAGGGCUGAGUGCGGACGAUGAAGAGCUGUGGGAUAGAUUAUAG